This is a messenger RNA of Entrophospora candida, 693 nucleotides long. NCBI's taxonomy places the organism in Eukaryota, Fungi, Glomeromycota, Glomeromycetes, Entrophosporales, Entrophosporaceae. The record is from the annotation of a GenBank genome assembly.
AUGGCAUCCUUGAACCUUUAUAAAAGACAAGAAAAACUUGUCUCCCAAAAGAAAAGAGUUCCAACAUGUCUUAGAAUUCUAUAUAUUGCAUCCUUCAUGUUGCUCGGUAUGUUUUUUUAUAUACCAACAAUCACCUUACUUGAAUACUUUAAAACAUCUUCCACAAUUCCUUUAAUUCCAUCGUCACCAAUUUGCACAACUUCACAACAACACCUCUCGUUAACUGAGCCAACUACCGCCAUCACCAAUAAAUACAAUUUGGUAACAAUGUGGGUUAAUCAUCCAUUUCACGUUGACUCGACAAAAAUUGUCAUCAACAAGUAUGCCGAUGUUGCUGAAUUGAAGAAACUCGUACGAGAAGAAAUGAAACCUGCACUUGACCAAGACAGCUUGGGAAAAGUGUUACUUUUAACUAGAUCUCAUGGACGUAUCAAACCAGACACCUUGGUUAAAGACAUUAAACUUGGAAAAAAAGAAAAAUUAAUUAUAUACAUUGAUAAUUUUGAUUUUCGAUUGCAUUUGAAGUCACUUACAAAAAACCAACUUCAUUUGCAAGUAAACAAGCCAUUAUGUCUCAAGACUAAUGAGGCAUUUAUAUCGGUCGCAAGAUUAUUAAUAGGUGAAUUUUCACAAGAAGACAUAAUUGUUUUGAAGAAAAACUUAUGUGGCUGGAGCAUUGAGAGUUGGAGUUGA